AAUUAUUAAAGAUUAUUCAUAAGGCACGAUAAAACGCGUAGAUAUAUUCAUUAAAGAAAUCAUUUUUAGUUAUUUCUAUCAACAUUUCUCAAUUGUGUGUAAGGUAUAUUUUAUUCCUUCUGAAAUAAGAUGCAUUCAAUGAAGGCAAUGACUUCGCACAGUCUCCAUUUUCUGGUCUGUCUGCUCUAUAUUCCACUGUCUUACUGCCAAGAGCUCACUCUUACUCCUACAAUUCUGAAUGUUCCCAUCGGGGAGACAGCCACAUUAAACUGCGAGGUUUCCCUGACCGAAUCUGGACACAGUGGAACAGAGACGAGGCCAGGGCGUGUGGUGUUUUGCAAAGGAAUGACAGAGAUGGAAGCCUAUAACUUUUGUUAUAAUUGUACACAAGUUGCCUCCUGGAAUUACACAAUAGCACACGUUGGCGCCUCCGACGGAGGAGUAUACACAUGCAGUCUAUUCCAAUGUUCAUUGACCAAAGCAUCUAAUAGUGCACACGUUCAAAUCACUAACAUAGGUACAAAGGAAGUGAAAAGUACAACUAAACGUAAUGCAGGGACAACGACACGGCAUUGUGACCCGAACCAGCAGCGCCAAAACCAGACCAAUAAUUGUGUGCCGAGUAUUCAAAAUAUUGAAUCAUUGAUUUCAUCACUAACUGAAGGAAAUAUAUCAAGGACAGAGGUAAAACAUACGAUUGAUAACACACUAAACAAACUGCAAGAUUUCUCACAGAACAACGAACACUCUUCAUCAGAUUUGGACAGCUCUAUAAACCUGAUAGAUAAGAUAUUAGAUGUCUCCGAAACAGCCAAUGUAUCACUUCCACAGACGGUGGUAGUCAAGACAAUUGAUAAUCUCUUGGCUGAAAAGCAUGUGACUGCAUGGCAGAACACUUCCUCAAAACCGGCGACUGCAACGGUGAGUAAAAUAUUAAAGACGGUGGACAAAUUUGGCCUGCAUGUCUUGAAUACUGUCAACCAGAACGAAAGCGUCACGUUUAACACAACGAAAAAUAUGGUUCUUACUGUAGCAAAUAUACCAGCAGACGACGAUGUCAGUUUUCCGGAUGCCAAAAACCUAAGAAGUUCAUCUCUCGAAUUACCAGCUCAAAUACAAGGAUCCAACGAAAGCGUAUCCUAUUUGGCGGUAAAAUAUAAAACUAUCGGAGACAUCCUUAACGGUAACUCAAGACAAAAUGAAACUUCAUCAGAAAGAGUAGGUUCGGAUAUUCUGUCACUCACACUGAAGAAUGCGUUGUCUAGAGAAACAUUGAAACCACCUCUGAGUUUGAAAUUUUUAAAGGAAAAAAGUUCGACUGCUGCUAUCACCGAGUGUGUAUUUUGGAACUUCGAUCACAACAAUGGAACAGGUGGAUGGUCAACAGCUGGAUGCAAAACAGAGGGGACAGACGAUCUGUACACACAAUGUACCUGUAACCAUUUAACAAACUUUGCAAUACUACUGCGGCCAUACUCAAAGGUACAUGACGAUGAGGACGCUUUGCAUUGGAUAUCCCUGAUCGGCUGCAUCAUAUCGAUUACAUUCUCCUUGAUAACAGUCAUUGUGUAUCUUGUCUUCUGGAAAUCUAUAACUUCUGAGACCACGAAGAUGAUAGAUAAGAUCACCGUCUCUCUAUGUCUCAGUAUCGUCGUGGCUUACUCUUUGUUUUUAGGUGGAGUUGAUAGGACCCAGUAUAAGGUCGGAUGUAUAAUCAUUACAGCACUUUUACAAUGGUUGUUCCUGUUUAUUUUCUUCCUGAUGUUGGCCAUGGGAUGGUAUUAUUUUAUCAGCGUCUCAUUGGUUAAGAUAUCGUUCUCCAAAGCUACAAAAUUUAAAAGUAACGCCAACACUAUUAGUAAAUUCAUCUGGGGAAUUGUAACACUGAUGCCUGUAAUCAUCACCGCUGUUACAUUUGGGGUCGUAUAUUCGUCAGGGAAGAAUUAUCACUCAGAUACCAGUUGCUGGUUGUCGUUUGAGAGCGGGGCUUUGUACGGUUUUAUCGUUCCUGUCGCUGUUAUCAUUCUGGUUAAUAUUGUAAUUGUCAUCAGUUUAUGGAUGGCAAUCCGUUCAUCAACGCUCGUGUCAAAAGGAACAGCAAAGAAACAGGCGAUGGCUGGUGUAAGGUCAAUCUGUAUCCUGGUACCUGUUUUGGGGGUGACCUGGCUUUUUGGACUUUUGUCGGUCAAUGAUGACGUCAUCGCCUUUCAAUAUAUCUUCUCUAUUUUGAAUUCUGUUCAGGGACUUUUCAUUUUCAUCACCAAAUGCAUUUUUCACAAAAAGAUUCGGAAAGCUUUUAUGAAAAGAAUGGGCUUCAAGGAAUCUGAACAUUCAAGGAGUAAAUCAUACCCGUCACAGAGUAACGGUACCCAGUCCUCGCGCGUGACAGAGUCCAGCAUAGAUUCAUUCUCGGGGAGGAGAAGUGGAAAAUAAGUCGAUAAAUGAGGAUCUGGUUAAGGGAAUAUUCCAAACCAUCGAAAACUCACCUCCUUGAAUUAUAUCUUGCUGGAAGAGAACAAUUGCUGGAAUGUUCGAACCAGAGUAUUACAGUGCACGCUUUCUAUGGUUAAAAGCAACCAAAUCAUUUUAUAUUCUUUUGAUACCUCUUAUGACAUGCUGUUUAAUGAUAUAUAUUCAAAAUCAAAAUAAAUGCGUAGAAUUAUAAUCACA
Messenger RNA from Ostrea edulis (European flat oyster), 2670 nucleotides. Its product is annotated as adhesion G protein-coupled receptor L2-like. NCBI's taxonomy places the organism in Eukaryota, Metazoa, Mollusca, Bivalvia, Ostreida, Ostreidae. Gene Ontology annotation, molecular function: G protein-coupled receptor activity. The coding region runs from base 130 to 2433 and encodes 767 amino acids. Gene Ontology annotation, biological process: cell surface receptor signaling pathway; adenylate cyclase-activating G protein-coupled receptor signaling pathway. Gene Ontology annotation, cellular component: membrane. The transcript has 25 exons. The record is from RefSeq and is a predicted model, not a curated record.